AUGGGCGUCAUCUGGGAUCUUCUUGAGCGGGCAGCCUGCCUUGCUGUCACUGCUGUCGCUCUUUUGGAGGGCCGCGCUGGUGCCACUUUCCAAGGCACGCCCUCGGUCUUGACCGAGCAAGGUCUUGUCAAGGGAUUUGUGGAGAACGGCACCAAUGUUUUCCUGGGAAUCCCUUUUGCGCAGUCGACUGCUGGUGAGAAUCGGUGGAAGGCUCCUCAGAGCUUGGGCAAGUCCGCCACGGCUGAAUUCGAUGCGACCUCCUAUGGCCCUUCCUGUGCGCAGGCUAUGUCCGGCAGCGCCAUCGUUGCUCAGGGCGAGGACUGCUUGAACCUGAAUAUCUGGACCCCUCAGAAUGGCUCUAACCUUCCCGUCUUUGUCUACAUCUAUGGCGGUGCAAUGGUUACUGGUGGCAACAGCAAUGCUCAGUGGCAAGGAUACAACUUCGCUCGCAAGGAUGUGAUCUACGUGAACGUUAACUACCGUGAGAGCAUUUAUGCUUCUCCCUACGCUCCCGAGCUCGAAGGCCAAUCGCAGAACUUUGGCAUUCUCGAUGUCGAGAUGGCCUUGCAGUGGGUUUACGACAACAUCAGAGGUGGUCACUCCUCCGGCGCUGUUCAUGUAAGUAAUUCACAAAUCCUUCGGUUCCAAUGGCCAUUCGACGCGGAAGAUUGUCCCGGUGGCUAA
This is a messenger RNA of Aspergillus oryzae RIB40, 684 nucleotides long. RefSeq lists its product as uncharacterized. The transcript is spliced from 4 exons. Bases 1 to 684 code for a protein of 227 amino acids. NCBI's taxonomy places the organism in Eukaryota, Fungi, Ascomycota, Eurotiomycetes, Eurotiales, Aspergillaceae. The record is from RefSeq and is a predicted model, not a curated record.